Molecule: messenger RNA, 600 nt
Organism: Acanthosepion pharaonis
Lineage: Eukaryota; Metazoa; Mollusca; Cephalopoda; Sepiida; Sepiidae
Source: the annotation of a GenBank genome assembly
AUGUUCUCAAACUGUUCUCUAUUUUUAAUUUUUUCCUUAUUUUCUUUCGCUUCUUGUUGUUGUUGUUGUUGUUGUUGUUCUUCUUCUUCUUCUUCUUCUUCUUCUUCUUCUUCUUCUUCUUCUUCUUCACAUCCUUUCUCUCCCUAUUUUUCCACCUUCCCUGCCUUUUCGCAAAAGACUGAAAAUAGACAACUGCAAAACGCCUUUGAUUUUCUCUUCUUCUUCUUCUUCUUCUUCUUCUUCUUCUUCUUCUUCUUCUUCUUCUUCAACCAAUUCUUCGCAACUGACCUUUUUGAGUAUCCCCACCCUAGGGACAAUUCCGCUCAUAUUCCUGUUCACAAAGGGCCAACUACUGCUACUUUCAGUCAAUGCUUCUCUCUCUCUCUCUCUCUCUCUCUCUCUCUCUCUCUCUCUCUCUCUCUUAUUCGCAAUUUCGUUGUAUUCCCUCCCUCUUUUUUAUCAUCUCAUCCAUUUACUACUUUUUGUUAUUUUUUACCUCAGCCAGCUCCCUUCUUCUUUCUUGCUUUCUUUCUUUCUUUCUUUCUUUCUUAUUCAUACAUUACCGAAUUGUUCGCAUACCUUCUUUAUUUACUUAAAUAA